Messenger RNA from Amphibalanus amphitrite, 2703 nucleotides. RefSeq lists its product as uncharacterized. The coding region runs from base 61 to 1467 and encodes 468 amino acids. The record is from RefSeq and is a predicted model, not a curated record. The transcript is spliced from 2 exons. NCBI's taxonomy places the organism in Eukaryota, Metazoa, Arthropoda, Thecostraca, Balanomorpha, Balanidae.
GCGACUCCAACAGCACGAAGGCUGCUGCAAAGAGAACUGUGGGAGGAACAAGCCGCAUCCAUGUUUCGUUCCGAGAACGUGGCAUCUCUUACCGACAUGGUGAGAAAGCUCUCUACGGUGGACCUGCCGACUGGGUACCGGCUCGUACAGAUGCAUGUUCCUGAACUUCAGGAGGACAUUGUGACGAUCAGAAUGGAGGCAUUUGACACAGAUCAAGGUAUUCCAGUCAUCGUACGAAACCUGACGAUCUACAGUGAUCUUCGUUUCCGUUUGUACGCAGCCGGGAGCGAGUUGCCUACUCUCAGGGCAGCUGAUCUGACAAGCGUUCCCGGGAGCUUCGAAACGACGACUGAGGUCCUGAACGUGCUGGCGUUCCUCAAGGCACAGUCUUUGAAAGAUGGCAACGUGAUGACUGCACUGCAUUUUCUGCAGAAAAUCAGCACGGACGAUGCAGCUGGAUCAUGCGGUACUUUUGGGGAGUUCGCCGCUGAACAGCUGCAACUCCGACUCAGUCCAGCAAAAAGGAGGAGGUACAGCACGACACUCAUGUCCACUGCAGUGGUGUGGAGCCGAACGAGUCCCCGACUGUAUGAAGACAUGCGCAGCUCGGGUCUUCUGGUCCUGCCACACAGAGUCACUCUCCGGAGACUUACGUCAGCACUAAGCGUGCAAGAGGGACUGGAGAUCGGGACCAUCAAGUAUUUGGAGAUGCGGGUCGCCAAGUUGUCUCCAAGAGAACGGCUGGUAAAUCUGGCCAUGGACGAGGUUUACUGUGCCACAGCACUCGAUCUGGCGGGAGGAAGACUGCAUGGGGAGAGCAGCGGAGAAGCAACAGCUGUCGCCAGUACCUUGUUCUGCACCCACAUUUCGUCGGUUGCCGGGAACUACGAGGACUUGGUAACCAUGUCGCCAGUCACCCACGUCACAACCCAAGAAAUGAAGAGAAUCUUCUUCCAAGUCCUGCGAUGUCUCACCCAUCUUGGGUACCGUGUAGUGUCCGUUACAACUGACGGACACAGAACAAACCAAGCCUUCUAUCGAGCGCUUGGAGAAGAUGGGAGGCAUCAGGAGUAUAUCCUGAAUCCCUGGAGUCCACACAGUGAUGACAGUGAUGACGUCAACGUGAAGUCCCCUGGAAAGCAUGUUCGUCGCAACGACUCGACUCUGCAGCCUAUUUCCACUGGAGAUGAAGAAGGGCUGGCAUACAUCGAGAAGUUCGGAAAGAUGAUGCUGCGCUGGGAAGCCCAGGGAAACAAGAAGACGCAAAUGUCGCUCGACACGAUACGUGGAGUGGCAGCAACCUGUCGAGGGCUGGUCGGGCUGGCCAAGUAUCUGCUCAGACAGUGUGAUCUCGAGUAUGUCCUGCUUGGCAAGAUUCAAUCCGACCGGCUAGAAGGUCACUUCGGCCAUCUCCGGAAACUGGCCGGAGGCAACUUCUGGGCGAGCUCUCGUCAAUUUUUUUUUUAAGGAGAGGCUAUCGUCCGCGUAAAAAGCCUAAUUUGGCUCUCAGGCUAUGGUCUGAGCAUAGUGACGGCUGGCAUGCACCCUGUCUCUCAGCAGCGCCUGGAAAACGACCAGCGAGCCGUCACUGAGAUCACCGAGUAUGCCCCUGCUGCCUCUUCUGAUGACCCAGCCCAAGACGUCCCAGAAGGGACACAGCAGGCUCUGCACCACAUAGCAGGCUAUUUAGCCCACUCAGUCAAGAAGAUUCACAGAUGUGAUGAGUGUCGCGCGCUACUCUCUGACGGGCUAAGGGCGCAACUGGUAACCGUGGUGGCAGAGAAUGCUGAAGAAAAGCUGGUGGCUGCUAGCUUCACCGACCUCCUCAACCGUGGAAAGCUCCUGCAACCGAGUGAACUGUGCCUGCGAGUCGUCAUGGAGGUCUGCCAGCUCUACAGACUUCUGGUGAAUUCACAGUCAGAGACUCACACCAUCCUCUUUGGCAGUUCAAGUCCCAAGAAUGUGUUCAGAUCUGUGGUUCAGAACAUGCUCGGCGAUGACGAAGAACUGAAGGAAGUGGCUUGUGGAAGGGGGCACAAGUUUACCAGCAAUAUCCUCGCCACCAUGGCCGGAGCGCUGUUUAACGUGUUCGUGUCUAACCACGUGAAGGAUGUGAACAGCCAAGUGCAUAGCAAGAAACGAAAGGGGCCGCCGACGCGCACCAGUGGGCGCGGUGUGGACUCGGACAAGAUCCGCAAACUAACGGGCGCGAGCUGAGUUCAUGCCUGUUCAAGAACAUGUAGCAUGCACCCUGUCUCUCAUCAACGCCUGGAAAACGACCAGCGAGCCGUCACAGAGAUCACAGAGCAUGCUGUUGCUGCCUCUUCUGACGAGCCGGCCCAAGACGUCCCAGGAGAAUCGGCCCAAGGGCUGGGAUAGUGGACCAAAUCGGUGUUUGUGCCCAUGCUGGCCGUUGGGAAUCGUUACGAAUACAUACGUGUGGGAACCAAAACUGUCUUUGUUGAACCUGAUCGAUGGUGAAAAGUAGUCCACUUGUAGCUGGGAGUAGGUAUAACUUUCUGUUUUAUGACAGUACCUACCAUUGAACACACAACUCAAAAUGCACAGAAACACUUGCAUGCCUCUGAUCUUCGCUUGAUAUUUAAGUCCACAGCCUGGAAUUUUGACUCAAGAUUGGCAAUUCUGGCGGGAAAACAUAGCGGAAAAUGUUUUGUUUUCCAUUUAAGCGAAGGUUCCAGAACG